Messenger RNA from Pezoporus occidentalis (night parrot), 2202 nucleotides. RefSeq names its product post-GPI attachment to proteins GalNAc transferase 4 (gene PGAP4). Lineage: Eukaryota; Metazoa; Chordata; Aves; Psittaciformes; Psittacidae. Bases 838 to 2025 code for a protein of 395 amino acids. The record is from RefSeq and is a predicted model, not a curated record. Gene Ontology annotation, cellular component: Golgi membrane. Gene Ontology annotation, molecular function: glycosyltransferase activity. The transcript has 3 exons. Gene Ontology annotation, biological process: GPI anchor biosynthetic process.
CACCUGGCAGAUGCGUGGAGCGCAUUUGAAAUCCUGUCUCGGCAAGGGCUUGGGAAGUUGCGUGCAGCUUCAGGGGCCGCAGCAGUACCCGGGCCGGCGCUUCGCGGCUCCCUGUGCGGGAUUCGGGGGCCACAGAGCAGAAAUUAGGGACUCCGGCUGCGCUGCUGUCUGUGCCCCAGAAAUCCCCUGGGGCUCAUGGAGUUCGCCUUUUGCUUCUCAGCCUGCUUUCACAAGACGUUCCCGCUCGCAGGUUUCGGUCUCUCACUGUUGCCAGCGCCCCUUCCCCUCCUUCCGAGCAUCCCUGUGCUGGCGUAGUCACAUGCUUAGGCUUCGAUGCCUGUAAUCCCACCCUCACUGCCCGAGAAGGAGGAGGAAAAUGUGCGGGAGAGAAGUGAGCAGCCAGCAGAGUGGCAAUACAAACAGAAGGCGGAGAUGCGCGGCGGGAGCAGGGGGCCGGAGUGGCGGUGGCCCGGCUCUCCCGCGGGCGGCAGGAAACCUCCGGGGCGUUUGGCCGGGAAAGGAAACGGAUGGACUUGGCUGCUGGAGCUGAGGCACCCGGGAGAGGGGGGAAGUGGAAAGCGGGAAGCCGCCGGCGAAGGAGGGAAUGUUGCGUGCUUGCUCUGAGGAUGUGGCACUGUGUAGUGACAAGCAGAAGAGAGAGUGGCCAGAGCCUGGCUGGCUCUAAGGAAGUGGCCCUUUUGUUAUUAAGGAAGGCUUGGACAGCUUGUGCAGGUUUGGCAGCCACUGCCCCAGUGAUACUCGUCAAUCCAGGGAAGAUGCAUGGGAAUUGAAGGAAUGAGGGCAUGAAUAAAGCAGGGGUGCCCUCCUACAGCAGCCAUGUUACACCAAGCCUGGCAGCUGUAUGGAAGGUGGUGGCGUUGGUCCAGUCCUUUUAUCCAUCUCCUCAUGCUGACUGUGGUGACAUUUGGUGUGCUUGCACCUUUGAUUUGCCACCGGCUCCUCCACUCUUACUUCUAUUUGCGGCGGUGGCACCUGAACACUAUGAGUCAGGAGUUCCUGGAGCAGAACCGGCAGGAGGGCCAGGCUGCGCUCCAUUACUUUGAGAAGCUUCAGAUACCAAAUACCUCCGAGGCCUCUGGCAGUGACGCCUUCCAGCCCUUGCUGCUUGUCACCAUUAUCACUGUGCAGAGGCGGAAUGAUUUCCACUAUGUCUUGCAAGUGGCCUCUCACUUCCACCGUCUCCUCCAGAAAUGUGGUGCACAUUGUCGGAGCCACCGCAUCCUCCUUUGUAAUGUGGAGUCAGACCCCAGUAGCCAUCAGGAUGUCAGGCUGCUGAGCAGCUUCUUCCCUAUGGUCAGUCAUGACAGAACAGGUGAGAACCCUGACCCCAGAAUGAACCAGUUUGAGAAGGAGAAGCAGGACUAUGUCUUCUGCCUUGAGCAGUCACUAUUGGCGUACAACCCAGAAUACAUCCUUGUAGUGGAAGAUGAUGCUGUGCCAGAGGAGGAGAUAUUUGCUGUCUUGCAGCACCUCUUGUUGGUCCGGUUCUCCAAACCAUACCUCAGAGAUGCACUCUAUUUCAAGCUUUACCAUCCUGAGAGACUUCAGCGCUACUUUAACCCUGAACCCAUGAGAAUUCUCGAGUGGCUAGGUCUGGGCAUGUUUCUGGGACCCAUGCUGAACUGGGUGUACUCCUGGGCAACUGGGAGACCCAGCCUCUGUUGGCCUCUUGUCUUGUUCUUUGCUUUAUACAGCAUGGCUUUGUCAGAGCUGGUGGGACGGCAUUACAUGCUGGAGCUGCGCCGGCUGGCUCCCACGCUCUAUAAUAUCGUGCCAGUCACUGAAUGCUGCACGCCUGCCAUGCUUUUCUCUGCUCCAUCUGCCCGCCGUGCCUUAGGCUACCUGAAGGGGCUGCACUGCCGCCAGGGUUUUGCUAAGGAUAUUGCCCUCUACUCGCUGCUGCAUACUAAGGGAGAGAACGCCUACGUGGUAGAACCCAAUCUGGUCCGGCACGUGGGAAUGUAUUCCAGUCUUCGCCUAAAUGAUAACCCGAAACUGCUGUGACCUUUUCAUGCCUUUGCAGGCAUGCAGCCCAGAGAGCUUGCCACUGAGCAGAGAGACAGUGUGCAAACUCAGAUGUUGCGCUGCUAUCACUGGGCAUCCUGUGCCUCCAGGUGAACAAAGAAUAAGUCUAUUUAAAAGAAAGAAGUUUCUCAAAAAAUAAACUUACAUAUGUGCAGA